AUGACGACCAAUGAUCAAAUAUCUGACGCUCCGUCAGCAUUAGCAUCCUCAGCAACAGCAACUGCAACACCAAAGUAUAGUACAAAAGAAAGAAAUUGUAAAACAAUUCCAGUAGCACCAGCGCAUCGUCUUGAUAUUGAAGAUAUUUAUUCUCAUCCAUCCGAUCCAGAUGACAAACCUAAUUUAGAUAUCCUUAAGCAACAUCUUUUACUCGAAGGUCGUCUUACUGAACAAGCUGCAAUUCGAAUAAUUGAAGCGGGCGCUGCAAUCUUACGCGAUGAAUCCACAAUGAUUGAUAUUGAAGCACCAUUGACAAUAUGUGGCGAUAUUCAUGGGCAACUAUACGAUUUAGUCAAAUUAUUUGAAGUAGGAGGUUCUCCGGCUACUACUCGUUAUUUAUUUCUUGGCGAUUAUAUUGAUAGGGGAUAUUUUGGAAUCGAAUGUGUUCUUUAUUUAUGGUCGUUAAAAACUCAUUAUCCGAAAACAUUUUUUUUACUUCGCGGUAAUCACGAAUGUCGACAUUUAACAGAUUAUUUUACGUUUAAACAAGAAUGUCGUGUUAAAUAUACAGAAAAAGUUUAUGAAACGAGUAUGAUCGCUUUCGAUUGUCUACCAUUAGCUGCAUUGAUGAAUAAACAAUUUCUAUGUGUACAUGGUGGACUUUCACCAGAGAUUCAUACAUUGGAUGACAUACGAAAGUUAGAUCGAUUUCGUGAACCUCCUCCUUAUGGUCCAAUGUGUGAUCUUCUUUGGUCUGAUCCAGUUGAAGAUUAUGGAAAUGAAAAAGAAAAUUCAUCAACAACAACAUCCAAACGUCUUAAUAGUAUUCCAUUAAAUGAUCUAUGCCAAUCAAUUCCUACGUCACCAAAUGAACACUUAUUUCUACCGAAUACAACACGAGGUUGUUCGUAUUUUUAUACAUAUGCUGCUAUUAAUGAAUUUUUAAUACAGAAUCAGAUACUUUCAAUAAUUCGUGCUCAUGAAGCGCAAGAUGUUGGCUAUCGAAUGUAUAAAAAAUCAGUGGAAACUGGUUUUCCAUCAUUAAUAACAAUUUUUUCAGCACCCAACUAUUUAGAUGUCUACCAAAAUAAAGCAGCUAUUAUGAAAUAUGAAAAUAAUGUUGUUAAUAUUCGACAGUUUAAUUGUUCGCCACAUCCAUAUUGGUUACCAAAUUUUAUGGACGUUUUCUCAUGGUCAUUGCCGUUCGUUGGCGAAAAAGUCAUUGACGUACUUUUAAAUAUUCUUAAUAUAUGUACAGACGAAGAACUAGCUGAAUAUGAUGAACAUAUUGAUACAUUAAUCGAACGUAAUAAUCGUGAACAACGUAAAGAGCAAAUUCGUUCAAAAAUACGUGCAUUAGGUAAAGUAGCUAAGGCUUAUCAAUCCCUACGUGAAUUAAGUGAAAAUGUUGUUACAUUACGUGGCUUAACGCCAUCGACAAGUUUAACAGAAUUAAAUAAUAAUAAUGAUGUUAAAUCUGAAACAGAAGUUGCUGCAAGUAUGCUUCGAGAUAAAACUGUUACAACGAAAGAACGUUUUUCAAAAGCUAAAAUAUUGGAUAAAGUUAAUGAACGUAUGCCACCACCGAAACCAUCAAAUCCAAUUGGCGGUCUUAGUGUUGCUGAGCGUAUUAAACGUUCAUCAAUCAAUAAUCAACCACCACAGAAGCCACUUAAAAAAGAACCCCCGUCAAAAUCAAUCCCCAGCGCAACAACACAAGGUCUUGUUAAAAUGAGACGUGAAAGUUAUGCUGUUACACCAAAAACAGCAAUAAUAAAACGACCAUCAGCAGCUGCUGUGAGUUUACCAACAGCCGUCAAUGGUAGCAAUGCGUCAACAACGAAGAAAUGA
This is a messenger RNA of Rotaria socialis, 1851 nucleotides long. Lineage: Eukaryota; Metazoa; Rotifera; Eurotatoria; Philodinida; Philodinidae. The record is from the annotation of a GenBank genome assembly.